UUCCUCAGAAAUUGAUUUAAUUUAAUUCUCUAAUAGAACCAUAACAAUGGUCCGAUGUCAUUACGAGGUGUUGGGAGUAGAGAGAACUGCGGACCAGGAUAUGCUUAAGAAAGCAUACAGAAAACUUGCAUUAAAGUACCAUCCGGAUAAGAAUCCGGAUGACCCAGACGGUGCGAAGCAAACUUUUCAGUUGAUACAGCAAGCGUAUGAAACCCUUUCUGAUUUACAGGAACGAGCUUGGUAUGACAAUCACAGAGAGGAGAUCCUACGAGGAGGGCUGGGGGAGAAGAUGGAAGNGGGGGGAUAUGGAGAUGACGAGAAAGGAUUUUACGGUGUUUUCAGAGAAGUUUUCAAUACAAUCGCUAAAGAGGAUUCUGAGUUCAUGGAUGAACAGGAUAGCGAUUUCGAGGUAUACAAGGGGAGAACCGGUGGGUUAAACGGAAAAUAUAAACUCGAGAUAUUUAAACAAGGGGAGAACGAUGGGUUAAACGGAAAAUAUAAACCCUUGAUAUUUAGACAAGGGGAGAACCGGUGGGUUAAACGGAAAAUGGAACAGGAGAAUAAGAAGAUUAGGGACAAGGCCAGGAAGGAGAGGAAUGAGGUUAUCAGAAACCUUGUUUCAUUUGUCAGAAAACGUGAUAAAAGAGUUGAUGCUUACAAGAAGAGAUUAGAAGAGAGGGCAGAGGAAAACAAGAAGAAAACACUGGAUUUCCAGAAGAAGCAACGAGAAGAAAGGAAGAAACUUUUAGAGGAGAGUAUGAAUGACUCGGCUAGUCUAAAUAUGAAAACUAUGGAGGAUGCCUUGAAACAGUUAGAAGGAGAGUAUGCUGGAAGCUCCGAAGAAGAUGAAGAUGAUAGUGAAGUAGAACUAGAAGAAGAGGAAUUAGAGAAUCUUGUUGAUGAAUUGUAUUGUGUGGCUUGUGAUAAACUAUUUAAAACCAUCCCGGCCAAGGAGAAUCACGAAACCUCGAAAAAGCACAAAGAAAACUUGGAAAUCUUGAUACGAGAUAUGCAAGCAGAAGAAUAUGAUGAAGAUGAUGAUACUGAACCUGAUCAUGAGGAACUGGAUGGCGGUGAACUUGAUCAUGACGAACCUGAUGAUGCUAAAUCUGAUCAAGAUGAAUCUGAUGAUGUUGAAGUUGAUGAUAAAGAUAUUAAUCCUUCAAAUCAUGAAAAUGAACAAGAUCCUUCAAAGCUAAACGAAUCCAUAGAAAAAAACCCUGUAGUCAAAUCCUUAAGUGACGACGAAUUUUUGACGAACGGCCAGGGCAAGAAAAAAGGAAAAACGAAGAAGAAAAAUAAACCUAAAAUCAUCUUUGUUGUUGAUUCAGAUGAAAAAUUAGAUUUGUUAACUCAAGUCUCAGACGAUUCAGAUUUUGAAUUUAAUAAGAAAAGGACAAAAAGUAAAAAGAAUAGAAAGACAGCUCCAUCUCUACCCAAGGAGAAGGUGGAAGAUAAAGAAAAUGAAAACAAGAAUAUCUGUCCUGCCAACCCCGACCCAAUUCUUCCGACAAAUCAACACGAUCCCGACGAGAACGUGUCUGAUCCGGAGUUAAAAUGCGGAAAAUGUGGCUCCGUGUUUCCCUCCAAAAACAAACUGUUUAAUCACUUGAAAUCCACGGGACACGCGUUGUAUCUGGGAAAGGAGAAAGCCAAGGUUAAACCCGCGGAUCAGAAACUUACAAAAAAGCAGAAACGAAAGUUAUGAAAAAUAUAAAUAUUUUCAGAAAUAAUAUGAAUUUUAUGACAAAAGAGGGCCUAGCGGAAAAACUCAACAAUUUAGGGACGCUUAUUUCCGACCAAGCAACAGUAUUUAAUCUUUAUCCUGUAUUCAAAGCUGCGACCUCCAGUAGUCCUCAACCCACCCCAGGUUAUGUUUAUGAUAUAUUGGUGGAGUUUACGUUCAAGAGUAA
This is a messenger RNA of Eurytemora carolleeae, 1913 nucleotides long. RefSeq names its product dnaJ homolog subfamily C member 21. The transcript has 13 exons. The coding region runs from base 47 to 1708 and encodes 553 amino acids. The record is from RefSeq and is a predicted model, not a curated record. Gene Ontology annotation, cellular component: cytoplasm. Gene Ontology annotation, molecular function: nucleic acid binding; zinc ion binding. NCBI's taxonomy places the organism in Eukaryota, Metazoa, Arthropoda, Copepoda, Calanoida, Temoridae.